Quercus robur (English oak) is the source of this 2008-nucleotide messenger RNA. Its product is annotated as ACT domain-containing protein ACR6-like. The record is from RefSeq and is a predicted model, not a curated record. The transcript is spliced from 7 exons. Lineage: Eukaryota; Viridiplantae; Streptophyta; Magnoliopsida; Fagales; Fagaceae. Bases 500 to 1798 code for a protein of 432 amino acids.
UAUUGAAGCUUGGUUCAUAAAUAAAUACAAUUUCUGCUUCAUUAUCAUAUAAUUUUAACCCUUCAAAUUCUAAUGAACUUGAAAAUGAUCAUGUAAUGCCAGCCACGUGAAUUCAAAUUCCUAAGCAGUGUACAGACACAGCUAUGUGUAUAUGUAUAUAUAUAUAUAUAUAUAUAUAGGAAUUAAGAAUCCAGUUUGGCAGCUUUAACUUUUUCUAUGAAACACUUUUAACUGUCAAUCUAACUAAACACAGUUGCUCCAGCUCUAUACGUUACAAAAUAGUUGCUCUAUACGUUAGCUGUCGGGUAAUAAGCCGCCAUUUAUUAACUCAUUCCAGCUCCUAUAUUUAAAUUUCAAACGGCCAUGCACUUCACUGAGUUCACACUGCUUCCUUUCUUCUUGUUUUUUUUCUGUUUUUCACACACUGUGUGUCUCUUUUAGUUGUGGUUUUUUUUCCUAGUUUGAGUCUGGCUUUUCAGGAGGUUUGGGAUUGUUAACAAUGGAUGAUGUGUAUGCGAAGUUUAUUAGCAGAAUGAACCCCACAAGAGUUGUGAUUGACAAUGAAUCUUGUGAACAUGCCACUAUUAUAGAGGUUGUUAGUGCUAAUAGGCAUGGAUUACUCCUUGAAGUUGUCCAAGUACUUACAGACUUGAACCUCAUCAUAACAAAAGCAUACAUCUCCUCUGAUGGAGGAUGGUUCAUGGAUGUGUUUAAUGUGACUGACUGUGAUGGGAACAAAAUUAGAGAUGAAGGUUUUCUAAAUUAUAUACAAAAGACUCUUGAAACUGAUGCAUUGAGAGGGCUAAAUGGGGUAAUGCCCUGCAAGGAGCACACAUCAAUUGAACUAACCAGCACUGACAGGCCGGGGUUGUUGUCAGAAGUUUUUGCAGUGCUCACAGACCUAAGAUGCAAUGUGGUAAAUAGUGAAAUCUGGACACACAAUUCUAGAGCUGCAGCUGUUAUUUAUGUCACAUACCAGGAAACUGGAGGAGCAAUUGAAGAUCCAAAACAGCUCUCCAAGAUGAAUGAACUGCUAUGCAAUGUCCUCAAAGUAAAUAGCAAUUUUAAGACGCCAAGAUUGACAAUAUCCUCCUCUGGGAUAAUGCACACACAAAGAAGAUUACAUCAGAUGAUGUUUGCUGAUAGGGAUUUUGAAAGGCUUGAAGGUGUCAAGCAUAGUUCAAGAAACCAUGUUUGUGUAUUAGAUUGCAAUGAUAGAGACUAUACCGUCGUCACUGUAAGAUCCAAAGACAGGCCAAAACUUUUAUUUGACACUCUGUGCUCUCUAGCAGAUAUGCAAUAUGUGGUAUUCCAUGGGACAGUCAUCACAGAAAGAAUGGAAGCUUACCAGGAAUACUACAUUAGACAUAUGGAUGGGCUUCCUGUAAGUUCAGAAGCUGAGCGACAACGUGUUAUAGAAUGCCUUGAAGCAGCCAUCGAGAGGCGAGCCUUUGAGGAACUGGAAUUAGAACUGUGCACUGAUGACAGACUUGGACUCCUUUCAGAUAUUACCAGGAUAUUUCGUGAAAAUGGUUUGUGCAUUAAGCAAGCAGAGAUCUCAACAAGGAGUGGGACAGCAAAAGACACUUUCUUUGUCACAGAUGCGUAUGGCAAACAUGUUGACCCUAAAAUCAUUGGUUUGAUUAAGCAACAGAUAGGACAAAACAUAUUACAGGUUAAAGGGAACUUGAAUACGUCUCCGAAACUUCCUCAGGAGACGGCAAGAAGUUUCCUCUUCACAAACCUUUUUAGAAGUCUUAGCUCUCAAAAUUUUGGGCUCAUAAGAUCCUAUCCAUAGUUUGCUCAUGCUCUUUCUUGGAAGGAACAAUGACGGGACAUUGAGGGCUGCCUUUUGAACUAUACUAGGGACAGAACACAAUCAUGUUAUAGACUUAUAGUCACCAUCUAUGCUAGGAAUGAUUGUAAACCAUUUAUUUGGGCUGUGUGUAUGUUUUUUUGUACAGGGUGAAACGAAUAAAUUGUACAGAUAUAAGGUAAAAUUUGAUUA